Molecule: messenger RNA, 2982 nt
Organism: Ostertagia ostertagi
Lineage: Eukaryota; Metazoa; Nematoda; Chromadorea; Rhabditida; Trichostrongylidae
Source: the annotation of a GenBank genome assembly
AUGCAGGCACUGGGCGCGCUGGAGCCGCUGGCGCCGUGGAUCGCGCGCACGCCGGUGCUGCAGCCGGCCGACUAUUUCGACGGCAUCUGGGCCACCAACGCGCCCAACGGCCAGCGCGUGGGCCUGCCCUGGUACGUGGACACGCGGCUGAUGUUCGUGCGCCAUGACCUCCUCGCGCAGGCCGGCGUGCCGCGCGUGCCUCAGAGCUGGGACGAAUGGCGCAGCGCGCUUGCCCGCCUGCGCCAGCACGGCAUGGCCACGCCGCUGCUGCUGCCCACCAACGAGUUCGAGCCGCUGCUCGCGCUGGCGUUGCAGCAACCCAGCGAGGUGCUGCGCGACGGCGGGCGCUUCGGCAACUUCUCGUCGCCCGAUUUCCGGCGCGCGCUGGGCUUCUACGCCGAGCGCUUCCAGCGCGGCGAGGCGCCGGGGCUGACGAACAACCAGGUCGCCAACCUCUGGCAGGAGUUCGGCCGCGGCACCUUCGCCUUCUACAUCUCCGGCCCGUGGAACAUCGGCGAGUUCAAGCGCCGCCUGCCCGCCGAGCUGAGCGAUGCGUGGAGCACCGCCGAGCUGCCCGGCCCGGCCGGCCUGGCCCUGGCGGCGACGGCGCGCGGCGGCCGUCAGCCCCGCCAGGCCCAGGCCGAACAGCGCCAUCGACGACGGCUCCGGCACGGCCUGGUAGAUGACGUCGUAGGACCCGAUGUUGUCGCCGUAGAAACCGGCCUGCGCAUUGAAGGCAUAGGCGUCCGCGAUGCCCAGCACCAGCGUGCCGGCGCCGUCCGGGAUGUGGAAGACCUGGGCGCUGCCCGUGCCGGUGCCGGUGAGGCCGUCGCCGAUGAAGAACACCUGGCGCAGGCCCGGCGUGUAGGACGCCAACGAGUAGUCCGCCGUCGAGGCGUAGCUGAGGUUGGCCGGCGCAGUCAGCCCGGAGAUGUCGCCGGACUCGAUGAACACGCCGACCAGGAAACCGGACAGCGGCGCAUUGACGCCCGAGAUCGGGCCGACGGCGGGGAUGUUGGUGUUGCCCGAGAAGAAGCCGCCGUCCGGGCCGUUGUUGAAGCUGCCGCUCCAGCCGGUCUGGCCGCUGGCCAGGAAGGUGAUGGUGCGGCCCGUGCCGCUGCCCAGCGCGAUGAUCAGCUUCAACCCGGCCUACCAGCAGCUCGUCAUCCACCAGGUCGGCGUCAUCCGCGACGGCAAGCGGCUGGAGCGCCUGAAGGAUUCGCGCAUCGAGCUGAUGCGCCGCGAGCAGCAGCUGGAGCGCCAGAUGAUCGACGGCGUGCGCACGGCGCUCGUCGUCAUCAGCGACGUGCGCGUGGGCGACGUCGUCGACGUGGCCUACUCGCUGGAGGGCGAGAACCCCAUCUUCGAAGGCCGCUUCGCCACGCUGCUGCCGGUGGCCGGCGACGUGCCCAUCGACCGCCUGCACCUGCGUGUGGAAGGCCCGCCCGAGCGGCGCCUGCAGGCGAAGAGCCUGGCCAUCGACCUGCAGCCCGAGCGCUUCGAGGAGAACGGCCGCCAGGUGCUGCGCGUCGUGCGCGAGCACGUGCCGGCCGUCGUCGAGGAAGCCGCCACGCCGCCGUGGUUCAAGGUCUACCCGGCGCUGCACAUCAGCGAGUACGGCAACUGGGCCGACGUCAACCAGUGGGCCCAGCGCCUUUUCGCGCCCGAGCCGGCCAGCGCCGCGCUGGCCGAGCGCGUGGCCGCCAUCAAGGCCGAGGGCGGCACCCCCGAGCAGCAGGUGGCCGCCGCGCUGCGCUUCGUGCAGGACGAGGUGCGCUAUUUCUCGGCCAGCCUCGGGGAGAGCUCGCACCGGCCCAAGCCCGCGUCGCGCACGCUGGCCGAGCGCCUGGGCGACUGCAAGGACAAGACCAUGCUGCUGAACGCGCUGCUGACCGGCCUCGGGCUGGACGCGCGGCCCACGCUGGUCUCGGUGCAGCGCAACCGCGGCAUCGGCAACUUCCUGCCCUCGCACGACGUGUUCGACCACGUCAUCAGCCGCGUGCAGAUCGGCGACCAGGUCUAUUUCCUCGACUCGACGAUCAACGGCCAGGGCCUGUCGCUGGACAAGCGCGGCUACCUGCCCUACGGCGCCGGCCUCGUCGUUGCGGCCGGCACCGAGGCGCCCGUCAGCAUCCAGCCGCCGUCCUUCGCGGUGGACAGCCUGACCUACCGGCAGGACUGGGACUUCUCCGACCUGAAGCGCCCGGCGCAGCUGCGCACGUCCUUCAAGGCCUCGGGCCUGGCCGCCGAGCGCUGGCGCGCGCGGACUAUCAGGCGUGGCUGCGCAGCCCCGAACUCGCCGAGCAACAGCGCCGCAUCGAGGCCGACCCGCGCCUGCCUGAAGCCGCGCGCGCCGUGCUGGCGGGCCUGUACGACAGCGACUUCGUGGCCCGUAUCCCUGACCCGUUGAAAGCCGCCGGCCAUGUGAUGGAUGUUCGCGGCGCCGCAGCGGGGCUGCGCAUGGAGUUGGGCGGCGACCUGCCGGCCUACGUGCCGUCCCAGGCUGCCGCCACCUUCAUCGAAGCCGACGACGCCGAGGACUUCUACCGCAAGGGGCCUGGCCUCGUCGAAGCCGGGCCGGUGACCUACGCCAUGGCCAAGCAGCUCGUCGACGACAUGCUGGACCGCCUGGCCUCGGGUGAGGGCGCCGUGCUGCGCUUCGCGCAUGCCGAGAUCAUCUCGCCGCUGGUGUCGGCCCUCGGCAUUGCCGGCGAGCAUCAGCCCCAGCCGCGCUCGCAACCCUACAGCUACCGCAACAACCCGUGGCGCACGGAGACCGUCAUCCCGAUGGCGGCCAAUGUGCAGUGGGAGGUCUGGCGCAAUGGAGCUGGUGAUCGGCUGAUGCGCAUGCUGCUCAACGAAGGGGAGGCCGACUUCAAGCCCGCCUGCGACGCUGCAAGACUGCGACCCGGCAGCCACUUCUACCGCGUGGCGGGCGUGGUCGAGUGCUAUGGGCAGCCGCGUCCCCGUGCUGCCGGAUGA